Messenger RNA from Lontra canadensis (Northern American river otter), 4115 nucleotides. It is a transcript of the gene MIDEAS, whose product is annotated as mitotic deacetylase associated SANT domain protein. The record is from RefSeq and is a predicted model, not a curated record. The transcript is spliced from 13 exons. NCBI's taxonomy places the organism in Eukaryota, Metazoa, Chordata, Mammalia, Carnivora, Mustelidae. Gene Ontology annotation, cellular component: transcription regulator complex; histone deacetylase complex. The coding region runs from base 752 to 4078 and encodes 1108 amino acids. Gene Ontology annotation, molecular function: transcription corepressor activity. Gene Ontology annotation, biological process: regulation of transcription by RNA polymerase II; negative regulation of DNA-templated transcription.
CUCGCCGCCGUGCCGCGCGCGCCGGUCGGCCGCUGGGCGCUCCGCGCUCCCAGCCCGGAGUUGUGCAAUCCUUUGUAGCACGCCAGAGUCCUCCUCCUUCGCUGUUGCCUCUCACCCUCUCUCUCUCUCUCUCUCUCUUUUUUUUUUUUUCAAGCUGUGAGCUCAACCGAUGAGUCAGAGCAGUGCAAUCCUGACACUGCAUCGCAGGACUGGGGGUGACACGGAGGGAGGGAGAACGAUCGCGAGGCAGACACCGCGGGCGCGGGCUGCGCCGAGGCUCCUGCGCCGCAAGCGAGGGGUGACAGCCCGCGCGUCCCGCCCGGGCCCCGCCAGCAAACUUCCCAGCCUUGGGAGGCGCGGGCUGGCGGAAGCCCUGCGAGCGCGGCGGGGAGGCGGAGGCGCCUGUUUGUUUUUAAAAUCCGGGAGUGCGUGCAGGCGGCUGGAGCCUGGGAGGCGACCGAAGGCGGCGGCCCGCGGCGGAAGGGGGACGGCCGAUGCUGGAGCUCGGGCAGGAGCGGGGCUCCAGGGCCCUGUGGAACAUCAUGAACUGGGCAGAGUAGCUGAGGCCAAGAACCUCUCCGCCAAGAGCAAGGAAGAGCCAACCUGCUAUCUCCCCGUGCCUGGCCUCAUCCCCCUCCCUCUCUGCCCCCACUGGCUCCAAGACAAGAGCUGGGCUUCCAGCAGGACCUUCCCACAGGGCAUGGGCAACUGGUGAAGUAGGGCUCACUUCCAGGGCCCGGUUGGCCACACCAUGAACCUCCAGGCCCAGCCCAAGGCUCAGAACAAGCGGAAGCGUUGCCUCUUUGGGGACCAGGAACCAGCUCCCAAGGAGCAGCCCCCACCCCUGCAGGCCCCACAGCAGCACCCCGCCCCUCCACAGUCUACCAGAGUGAAGGAGGAGCCUUACUUCGGGCACGAGGGCCCGGCAGGGGCGGCCCCUGUCUCCCAGCCUGUGGAGCUGCCCCCUCCCAACAGCCUGGCCCUGCUUAACUCCGUGGUGUAUGGUCCCGAGCGGACCACGGCGGCCAUGCUGUCCCAGCAGGUGGGCUCCGUCAAGUGGCCCAACUCCGUGAUGGCUCCGGGGCGGGGCCCCGAGCGCGGCGGCGGCGGCGGGGGCGUCAGCGACAGCGGCUGGCAGCAGCAGCCGGGCCAGCCUCCGCCCCCCACGACGUGGAACCGCCACAGCCUGCCUCUCUACAGUGGACCCAAGGGGAGCCCCCACCCCGCCAUGGGGGUCUCUACGUACUACAGCCACCCCGAGGCGCUGAAGCGGGACAAAGGAGCGGGGCCGCAGCUGGACCGCUACGGAAAUGCGGUGCGGCCGAUGAUGCCGCAGAAGGUGCAGCUGGAGGUCGGGAGGCCCCAGGCUCCCCUGAACUCUUUCCAUGUGGCCAAGAAGCCCCCAAACCAGACAUUGCCCCUGCAACCCUUCCAGCUGGCGUUCGGCCACCAGGUGAACCGGCAGGUCUUCCGGCAGGGCCCACCGCCCCCCAACCCGGUGGCGGCUUUCCCGCCGCAGAAGCAGCAGCAGCAGCCGCCGGCGCCGCAGGCCGCCCUCCCGCAGAUGCCGCUCUUCGAGAACUUCUAUCCCAUGCAGCAGCCCCCCUCGCAGCAGCCCCAGGACUUUGGGCUGCAGCCGGCCGGGCCCCUGGGGCAGUCGCACCUGGCUCACCACAGCAUGGCGCCCUACCCCUUCCCCCACAACCCUGACAUGAACCCAGAACUGCGCAAGGCCCUCCUGCAGGAGUCAGCCCCACAGCCUGUGCUACCUCAGUCCCAGAUCGCCUUCCCCCGCCGCUCCCGCCGCCUCUCGAAGGAGGGCGUCCUGCCUUCCGCCCCCCUGGAUGUGGCUGGCACCCAGCCUGGACAGGAGCCCACCAGCAACCUGUUCCUGCAUCACUGGCCCCCACAGCAGCCGCCGCCUGGGCCCCUGGGGCAGCCGCAUCCUGAAGCUCUGGGAUUCCCGCUGGAGCUGAGGGAGUCGCAGUUGCUGUCCGACGGGGAGAGACUGGCACCCAACGGUCGGGAGCGGGAGGCUCCCGCCAUGGGCAGUGAGGAGGGCGUGCGGGCCGUGGGCACGGGGGACUGUGGGCAGGUGCUACGGGGUGGGGUGAUCCAGAGCACUCGACGGAGGCGCCGGGCGUCGCAGGAGGCCAAUUUGCUGACCUUGGCCCAGAAGGCAGUGGAGCUGGCCUCAAUGCAGAACGCAAAGGAUGCCAGUGGCUCUGAGGAGAAGCGGAAAAGUGUGUUGGCUUCAACUACCAAGUGUGGGGUGGAGUUUUCUGAGCCUGCCUUAGCUGCCAAGCGAGCACGAGAGGACAGCGGGAUGGUACCCCUCAUCAUCCCAGUAUCUGUGCCUGUGCGGACUAUGGACCCAACUGAGGCGGCCCAAGCUGGAGGUGUUGACGAGGACAGGAAGGGUCCUGAACAGAACCCCACUGAACACAAGCCGUCCGUCAUCGUCACCCGCAGGCGGUCUACCCGUAUCCCAGGGGCUGAUGCCCCAGCUCAGGCUGAGGACAUGAACGUCAAGCUGGAAGGGGACACUUCAGUGCGGAAACCAAAGCAGCGGCCACGGCCUGAGCCCCUGAUCAUCCCCACCAAGGCGGGCACCUUCAUUGCCCCUCCCGUCUACUCCAACAUCACCCCAUACCAGAGCCACCUGCGCUCCCCUGUCCGCCUCGCCGACCACCCCUCUGAGCGGAGCUUUGAGCUGCCCCCCUACACGCCUCCCCCCAUCCUCAGCCCUGUGCGGGAGGGCUCCGGCCUCUAUUUCAAUGCCAUCAUGUCAACCAGCAGCAUCCCAGCCCCUCCUCCCAUCACGCCAAAGAGUGCCCAUCGCACCCUGCUCCGGUCUAAUAGUGCUGAAGUCACCCCACCUGUCCUCUCUGUGAUGGGGGAGGCCACCCCAGUGAGCAUUGAGCCACGGAUCAAUGUGGGUUCCCGGUUCCAAGCGGAAAUCCCCUCGAUGAGGGAUCGCGCCCUGGCAGCCGCCGACCCCCACAAGGCUGACUUGGUGUGGCAGCCGUGGGAGAACCUCGAGAGCAGCCGGGAGAAGCAGAGGCAAGUGGAAGACCUGUUGACUGCCGCUUGUUCCAGUAUUUUCCCUGGGGCUGGCACCAACCAGGAGCUGGCACUGCAUUGUCUGCACGAGUCCAGGGGAGACAUCCUGGAAACGCUGAAUAAGCUGCUACUGAAGAAGCCCCUGCGGCCCCAUAACCACCCACUGGCGACGUAUCACUACACAGGCUCUGACCAGUGGAAGAUGGCAGAGAGGAAGCUGUUCAACAAGGGCAUUGCUAUCUACAAGAAGGACUUCUUCCUGGUGCAGAAGCUGAUUCAGACCAAGACGGUGGCCCAGUGCGUGGAGUUCUAUUACACCUACAAGAAGCAGGUGAAAAUUGGCCGCAAUGGGACGCUGACCUUCGGGGAUGUGGAUAUAAGUGAUGAGAAGUCGGCCCAGGAAGAGGUUGAAGUGGAUAUUAAGACUUCCCAGAAGUUCCCUAGGGUGCCUCCUCCCAGAAGAGAGUCUCCAAGUGAAGAGAGGCUGGAGCCCAAGAGGGAAGUAAAGGAGACCAGGAAGGAGGGGGAGGAGGAAGUGCCAGAGAUCCCGGAGAAGGGAGAGCAGGAAGAGGGGCGAGAGAGAAGCCGGAGGGCGGCGGCUGUCAAAGCCACACAGACACUACAGGCCAAUGAGUCGGCCAAUGACGUCCUCAUCCUCCGGAGCCAUGAAUCCAAUGCCCCUGGGUCUGCUGGUGGCCAGGCCUCAGAGAAGCCAAGGGAGGGCGCUGGGAAGUCACGGAGGGCACUACCUUUUUCAGAGAAGAAGAAAAAACCGGAGACAUUUAACAAGACCCAAAAUCAGGAGAACACUUUCCCUUGUAAAAAAUGUGGCAGGGUGUUCUACAAGGUGAAGAGCCGCAGCGCCCACAUGAAGAGCCACGCCGAGCAGGAGAAGAAGGCGGCCGCGCUGAGGCAGAAGGAGAAGGAAGCGGCGGCUGCUGCGGCCACCGCAGCCGCCAACUCUCCCCACCAGCCGGCCCUGCGCGAGGAGAGCGGCGCGGGGGAGCGGGGCUGACGGGCCCGGGGUGGGGGUGCCCGGCGGAGACGGCGCC